AUGGGUCAGAAUCAGUCUGGCAUGGGCGGCGGUGCCCCCGGCGACAGAGACGACAAGGACAAGAAGAAGGAUAAGCCCAAGUACGAGCCCCCGCCGCGACCUACCACCCGCGUCGGCCGCAAGAAGAGAAAGCAGGCCGGUGCCUCGGCUGCGGCCAAGCUCCCUGCCGUCUACCCUACCAGCCGAUGCAAGCUGCGACUCCUGCGUAUGCAACGAAUCCACGAUCACCUUCUGCUGGAAGAGGAAUACGUCGAGAACCAGGAGCGCCUCCGCAAGGCAAAGACGGCCAAGGAGAGCGGCGCACCUGCGCCUUCAGAACUCGAUGCUGCUUCCGACCGAAAUGCAGACGAGCGCGGCCGUGUCGACGACAUGCGUGGCAGCCCCAUGGGUGUCGGCACUUUGGAGGAGAUGAUCGAUGACGACCACGCCAUCGUGUCUAGCACCACCGGUCCCGAGUACUACGUCAGCAUCAUGAGCUUCGUCGACAAGGACCUCCUCGAGCCCGGUGCCUCCGUCCUGCUGCACCACAAGAGCGUCUCCAUCGUGGGAGUCCUGCUCGACGAUACCGACCCGGCUGUCAACGUCAUGAAGCUCGACAAGGCACCUACCGAGUCAUACGCCGACAUUGGUGGUUUGGAGCAACAGAUCCAAGAGGUACGCGAGUCAGUCGAGCUGCCUCUGCUACAUCCCGAGCUCUACGAGGAGAUGGGCAUCAAGCCCCCCAAGGGUGUCAUUCUCUACGGUGCUCCAGGUACAGGAAAGACGCUGCUGGCCAAGGCCGUCGCCAAUCAGACAUCAGCAACUUUCCUGCGCAUCGUAGGGUCUGAACUCAUUCAGAAGUACUUGGGUGACGGUCCUCGCCUGGUUCGACAACUUUUCCAAGUCGCCGCCGAGAACGCCCCCGCCAUUGUCUUCAUUGACGAGAUCGAUGCCAUCGGUACUAAACGGUAUGACUCGACGUCUGGUGGUGAACGCGAAAUUCAACGAACCAUGUUGGAGUUGCUUAACCAGCUCGAUGGUUUCGAUGACCGUGGCGAUAUCAAGGUCAUCAUGGCCACCAACAAGAUUGAGACACUCGACCCCGCUCUGAUUCGACCUGGACGUAUUGACAGAAAGAUUCUCUUCGAGAACCCCGACCAGAACACAAAGCGCAAGAUCUUCAAUCUACACACAUCCAAGAUGAGCUUGAACGAGGACGUCGACCUAGACGAGUUCAUCACACAAAAGGAUGAUCUCUCCGGUGCCGAUAUCAAGGCCAUCUGCUCUGAAGCUGGCCUGAUGGCUCUACGGGAGAGACGUAUGAGGGUACAAAUGGCAGACUUCCGGGCUGCGAGAGAGAGAGUCCUGAAGACCAAGCAGGAGGGUGAGCCUGAGGGUCUGUACUUGUAG
Truncatella angustata is the source of this 1389-nucleotide messenger RNA. RefSeq names its product 26S protease regulatory subunit 4. The coding region runs from base 1 to 1389 and encodes 462 amino acids. Gene Ontology annotation, molecular function: proteasome-activating activity; ATP hydrolysis activity; ATP binding. Lineage: Eukaryota; Fungi; Ascomycota; Sordariomycetes; Amphisphaeriales; Sporocadaceae. The transcript has 2 exons. Gene Ontology annotation, cellular component: proteasome regulatory particle, base subcomplex. The record is from RefSeq and is a predicted model, not a curated record. Gene Ontology annotation, biological process: proteasome-mediated ubiquitin-dependent protein catabolic process.